AUGACAGACUCUAAUUCUGUUCCGUACGCCUACACCGCGCUGCCGCCCGUUGACGUUGUCAUCGUCGGUGCUGGACUCAGCGGCCUCUCUGCGGCCAAGGAUCUUGUUGCUGCUGGAAAGUCUGUUCUUGUCUUCGAAGCACGUAACAGAGUUGGCGGUAAAGUGUAUGACCUGGACUUAGAGAACCGGCCCGGCUACAAGGUUGAGGGUGGCGCCGAGUUUGUAUGCAAAGAACAUACCAGGCUUAUGAUGUUGGCUAAAGAAUUGGGAGUGUCCACGUUCAAGACAUAUGCGGAAGGCGACAUGCUUAUGGCGACAAAAGAGGGCCGCCAGAGGUAUAACAAUGGCACUCCUCCACUUCAACAGGAGGGUAUCGCCAAAUUGGGAGAGAUUGUUAGUGCGAUAAAUCAGAUGGCCGCUGAACUCGAUGUUGAGAAGCCAUGGGCCCAUCCGAAGGCGAAGGAAUGGGAUCGCCUGACUGUGGCUUCGUGGUUGGAUGGCUGCGCAGCGGACGGCUCCGUCAGGGAGAUUUUGGAGCUAACAAUCCGAGCUUGCAUGUCAGCCGAGCCUGAAGAGAUAUUUCUGCUGAGCAACUUGAUUUAUACAGCUCGCACAGGCAGUCCGGGUGUUCCGGGGACUGUCGACAUGUUGACCAACGUGAAGGGCGGGUCACAAGAGGAGCGACUCGCAGGGCGUCUUGGGAACGGCAGAAUUCGCCUGCAGUCACCUGUCCGCCAAAUCAACUCCAAUGGAAACGUCUACACGGUUAUUGGAGACUCUUUCAGGCUUCAGGCUAGAAAGGUCAUCGUUGCAAUAGCGCCAGCCCUCGCAGGCCGUAUCAUCUACAGCCCGCCCCUUCCAGCUGUACGUGAUCAAAUGUGCCAACGAGUUCCUAUAGGCUCUCUCGGUAAAGUCUUUGCAGUUUACGAGAGUCCGUUCUGGCGUGAAGAUGAUCUCUGCGGCGAAGUCGCUAGUGUUGAUGGUAUUACGCAGUCGACGUUCAAUAGCUCUCCUUCAGAUGUAAGCUUUGGAAUUAUAAUGGGUUUCUUAGAAGCCAAUCAAAUGCGCGCUUUCGAUGAUAGUCCCGCAGAGGACAUCUAUAAAGCCGUUCUUAAGGAUUUCGUGAGAUAUUUCAGUCCUAAGGCCCAGAACGUGCAACAGUGGGUUCUUCAGCAGUAG
Molecule: messenger RNA, 1179 nt
Organism: Fusarium verticillioides 7600
Lineage: Eukaryota; Fungi; Ascomycota; Sordariomycetes; Hypocreales; Nectriaceae
Exons: 2
Coding region: 1-1179 (392 amino acids)
Molecular function (GO): oxidoreductase activity
Source: RefSeq, a predicted model, not a curated record